Molecule: messenger RNA, 698 nt
Organism: Daphnia magna
Lineage: Eukaryota; Metazoa; Arthropoda; Branchiopoda; Diplostraca; Daphniidae
Exons: 2
Coding region: 1-639 (212 amino acids)
Source: RefSeq, a predicted model, not a curated record
AUGAGCGGCAGUCGAGUCACUCGAGUGUCAUAUAAACUAUCCGAAUUAGCCAAAAGUUUACCUGAGGUUGAAUUUAAAUCAUACUGUGAAAAAAUUGAAGAACUGAAAUGUAAUGAUCCUCUUGUAAUUGAUCUACAUUUAUACAAAUCUGGAAGUGACCUUAAGAAACUCAUCCCUCCAAUAACGAGGGAUCAUCUUAUCCUUUAUUUAAUCGUUGAACGGCGUGGCAGUGAUUUUGAGAAAGUAGAGGCGGUUAACAACUUAUUGGCAUCAGAACAGUACUUGACCAAUACCUUCAGUGAUAAACUUCUGGCCUUCCCGUUAACAAAUGGAACUGUUAUUAUCAGAAGUCACAUUACUCAUUCACAAACUUUAUCUGCUAAGCCAGCCACACCAUGGGCAGCCUUACUCAGUGAUGGUAAAAUUUUUGCCGCUUUCUGUGACUGUGUAGCUGGGCUUGGUUGCAGUUGCAUCCACGUGAGUGCUUUACUUCAGCAAGCAAUUGCUCAUACCAAAGAGGAAAAUUCUACCUCUUCCAAUAAUGUUCAAAUCGUAAAUCCAAAGCCUAUCAUUCCAGUUACAUCCCUACCUUGCAAGUGGAAUAGACCAGGGAAAGGACCUGUUAGUUACAAAUUCUAAUUCAAUUACAAAUAUAUAUAUAUAUAUAAUAGACUGAUACUUUUCUUUGUUACAAAUUA